Molecule: messenger RNA, 195 nt
Organism: Racocetra persica
Lineage: Eukaryota; Fungi; Glomeromycota; Glomeromycetes; Diversisporales; Gigasporaceae
Source: the annotation of a GenBank genome assembly
UCGAGAGAAAAUGAUGAUAAAGGUCAAGAUAGAAGUAAACUUGAUCCUACUGUGGACGGUUUUCUAGAAGAGAUUAUGAUUAAGAAUUCGUUACCGUGGAUUCCAUUUAACGAGCUAGAAAAUAUACAAACUAUUUUUAAAGAUCUGGUUAUUACUAUUAAAUCUGCUGAAUGGGCAUAUUCGCAUAAAUCGGGG